AGAUCCGACACCCAGAGAUCAACCAAUCAUUCAAUUCCGUAACGCCUCUUGGAUCAGCUAUAAUUUACAGAAUCACAGCUACCUGAGCAUCACCAACAAAUCUGAAAAUCCCAUAAAUUUUAGACAGAAGGAGUAUGCUUUCUGGAUGGAGUACUUCCCUAAAUUAUCUGGACGAGAUCCAAUUUAUGGAGUGACAGUGGCGCCAAUAAUUCAAGAAACUUCAGAAUUUGAAAUGGCAACGUGGUCCUUAACAGCAGGAGUGGCGCUGCUAUCUAUCGUGGUGCUGUCAUGUUGUGUUCUCAUGUGUAAACGAUCACGGACGAAAAACUACUGA
Molecule: messenger RNA, 334 nt
Organism: Lottia gigantea (owl limpet)
Lineage: Eukaryota; Metazoa; Mollusca; Gastropoda; Lottiidae
Exons: 2
Source: RefSeq, a predicted model, not a curated record